AUGGAAAUAGAUUUGCCAUCCCACUAUGCAGAAUUCCUGAAAGUUGUAUUCAAUAAUUUUAAUGCAGAAAUUAUUGAUGAUAAAUUAUUUAUUAAGUAUGAUAAUAUGACAAAAGAGGAUAUUCAUUUUGAAUUGAAGAAUUUACUUAAGCAACAAUUAACAGAAUGGAAAUUUUCAAUCAAUAUGAUAUGUGUCGUUAUUAGAAAUACAUAUAAACUUGAUGUAGGCAGAUGGCUUAUUUUCCCAAUGAUUUACACAAAUAAUCCUGAUGAUUGUGAUUAUGCUUUAAAUAAAAUUAAGUCUUUAUUAUCAGUAUUAUGUAUAAGGGCUAAUCCAAAUAAGAUGGAAUGCCUUUAUCAAUAUACUAUUGAACAUGGGCUUGAUCUUAAGAAAUUCUUAAUUGUUAUUAAAGCUGAGAAAAAAAAGAUGGGCUACACUAAUCUUCUGUGA
This is a messenger RNA of Rhizophagus irregularis DAOM 181602=DAOM 197198, 450 nucleotides long. RefSeq lists its product as uncharacterized. Lineage: Eukaryota; Fungi; Glomeromycota; Glomeromycetes; Glomerales; Glomeraceae. The record is from RefSeq and is a predicted model, not a curated record.